This is a messenger RNA of Capsicum annuum, 1608 nucleotides long. Its product is annotated as protein TIC 21, chloroplastic. Bases 325 to 1173 code for a protein of 282 amino acids. The record is from RefSeq and is a predicted model, not a curated record. Lineage: Eukaryota; Viridiplantae; Streptophyta; Magnoliopsida; Solanales; Solanaceae. The transcript has 4 exons.
GUGACAAUCAAUUUUAUGGUCCUUUUAUAGCCUUUACCUGAUAUUUUUUCCUUCAAAAGGAUCGAGAAAAAUUGGUGAACAUAUUUUUUAUAAUUUAAAUAAAAAAUUAAUAUAAAAAAAUAUUUGUUAUUUUGAAAUUUGUAUGUAGAAAGUUAUUUUAUAAAAUAUGUAUAUAAAAAUUUAAAAUAAAUUUAUAAUCUGGUGAAAAUAGAGAGGACAAAAAUAAAGGAAAGGAAGAUGAAAAAGAGUAUAGAGGCUGCUUAAACAUUUGCGUUAGUAAGCUACUACUCCUCCCAUUAACUUUCAAACAAAACUAAACUAGCUAUGCAAACUUUACUCUUGCCGGCGGCUCGCCCCGGCAUCGGAACUCCGCCGUUAGCUCCUCCACCUGCCGGAAAAUCAUGUCGGCAUAAUUCCCUCCGAUGGUCAAAUACCCUAAUCUCUUCUCCUUCAACAUUACCUUUUUCCCCUUUGAAAAUUGAGCCACGUAAUUUGCCGCAAUUCAUAAGCAGAAGGAACAGAAUAUUAGCUGCUUCUUCUCCGGUUUCUGCACCCUACACUUCUCCGAAUGAUGAGUCUGAAAAAGCUAAGUUAGCUCAGGUUGCAAAAAGACUACUGGAUACUGCAAGGUACUUCAAGAGAUUGGGUACUCUAGGGUUUUGGGGACAGCUUGUAUGUACGCUUGUUGCUGCGGUGAUCCUUUCGUUUUCUAUUGUUAUUACGGGGAAGAUUACAUCACCCUUCACAUUCUACACAACUGCCGGUGGAAUUGCAGCUGCUUUUGUUUCAGUUUUUUGGUCAUUCGGCUAUCUUCGUUUGUCUGAAAGGCUAAAGAAGACAGCUAAUGAGCCUUCAAAGGCUCCUCCUCGUGCUGAUGUUGUGAAAAGCUUGAAAAAUGGGAUAGUGGUGAACCUUCUGGGACUGGGUGCUGCUGCGCUUGGGAUGCAAGCAACUGUGGGUGCAUUGGUGGCUAAGGCUCUUACCCAAUCAACUAAUCCUUACCAGAGUUUGGCUCCUGGAAGCAGCCCCGUGCUUGCUUUGGAUGUAUUUCUGGUUCAGGCAUCAGCAAAUACAAUCGUUUCACACUUUCUAGGUCUAGCAUUCUCAUUGGAGCUGUUGCGCUCAGUCACCUUACCAACUUCAGAAGGCACUCCGGUUCCAAGGAUUGCAUGAAGUGCUUGAGAGUCAACGUCAUAACUUGAGAUCACAGCCCAUGUAUUUACUAUAAAAUGAGUGACCACUCCUUGGUGAUUUGCAAAUGAAAUUAUUUUUCUUUCUCCAAUUUCUGAGAGGCUUGUGAUAAAACUUUCAACUCCUGUCAAUUGCCUAUGCUUUUUGGGGCAUCUAUAAAACAAGGCGGAAUUGUUUGCCACCAGUUAAAGACUCCUCUCGCAGUGCAAGAUGCAAAGAAGAAACCUUACGCCCUCUCUCUUGUGUGUUACGUCUGUAAUCUGCUAGGAAAUAAAUCUCUCUCUCUCUCUCUGUUAGUUUUCCUUUAUUUUUCUCUGCUAUUGUUCCUUGUUUUGAUCUAUUUAGUCUUUGUAGUAAGACAAGUAUAACAAUGUUCUUUACAUUUUAAAAAGAGUUGCAGCUUUUCCUUCCUAUGUA